UUGAAAGGCCAGAAGAGCGUCAACCAACAGGCCCUCGAGAAGAAGAGGCACGAAGGUUGCUGUUGGCGGAAGAGAAAGAGGGAUAAUCCCGUGGUUCAGAAGGAGAGGAGCAACGGAGGAGAACGGUCAUUGCCACCACCUCACCUCGAGCCAGUGCUAAAGUCCCCGGGAAGUGGGAUAUCCUCGACCCUGCCACGAUCUACUGUGCGGAAUUGUCCUGUAGUUUAGCUUGGCUUCGUUCUAUCGGUCAUGGUGGGGCUUUCACGGACAACGAUGCGUCGUGCUGGGAUUCGUGCAUGCGGAGCGCACCCGAGAGCACCUGGAUCGGUGAUCCAGAAGUCGUGAACUACGCUAAGAUCACCGACAAACCAGUUCGAUCGGUGCCAGCUACGGCGAACAGGUCAAAAUUUCUUCCUCGCCUUCCUUUUCCACGACGAGAGUUUCUCUCAUCCUUGCGGCCUUGCGACCCGUCCAACCGUCCGUGAGUUCGAAAAGGAGAUAUCGAAAAGGAAAAAAAAAAAAAAGAAAAGGAAAAGGUGGUCCAUUUCGAGGUCGCGGCUCGUUUCGUUCGAUGACGAGUCGAUUGAUCCGCGCGCGAAACAGGAAAUCGGCCGAGCUUCAUAUCGUAUCUUGCUCGUUCGCGGGCGAAAUUCCGCUUCGACGACGGAGUUCCAGCAGGUGAUUUUUCAUCCUGUGCCCCAGGAUCAACCUAAGCUGCGUAAAUACGUUUCUAGGAGGGCGAGAAUUCUAAGUUCGUCGAAGAGGGGAGAGAACGAUGUCCUUCGAAGUUUGACAACGGAGUAGCAGUUCAUCGUUGCAGUCGGUCGCCGGCUAUUAAGAAAGAUGUGGGAUCGAGAAAGAAAAAGCUGGAUCGUCGUCUUCCUAGGGAACGUCCUGUUGAAUACCGUGGUCGCUUCCCCGAUCUACGUCCCACAAUUUAUUCCAGGAAGUAUAGGAAGGAAUAUCAGGCAUUUGCCAUGCGUGUCUAGAAGAACCGGCGAGACUGGGGUUUGCAUGUUUGCGUUCACGUGCGCCAAGGCAAAUGGCACCCACCUAGGAACCUGCAUCGAUCGCUUCUACUUCGGCAGUUGUUGCAAGAUAGACGAGGAGCCUGAAAUAUUCCCUCAAGAUAACAGUAUCGACGAUGGACCACCGGCCAGGCCGUUCGUCACGACUUAUGGAUCCAUCGAGAGCAACGACAUACCCGAGUACUUUUCAAGGCCGAAACCGAUCAACGAGAAGAAACCACCUGGAACCACGUACUCGACCGAGGAGACAAUUACCACGCACGCUGCACAAAGUGUUGGCACGCAAUCAACCACUGUAAAAGAAACGACAAAACUCGUAACUAAGAAGCCAGUAAUGACGAGCAUCGAAACGACCACGAAACCGGUUCGGUUGUCGACCUUUCAAACCGUGCUAAACUCAUCGAAGGGAGAUUCGAGCACAAAAAGUCCGCCGAGGAUCACGAGCAGUACAGUACCAACGGCGCAAAAACCGUCGAGCACGAUCAUGGAAAUAGCGACCACCACCACGAGCAAAUCAUCAUUGACCUCGUCGAUAACGCAAAGUCCAACGACCAUGGAGGUCGUGACGAGGGCGCCUGCAUCCACCCUCGUGCAAACGUUCGCUCAAACGACCAAACCCGUUACUAAAAAGCCAAUUGAUUCGUCCACCGUUCAUAAACCAAUCCACUCGACUACCGUUCAUAGGCCGGCGUUGAACGCAACCACGUCCAAACCCUUCUUAUCGUCCACGACCGAGUCGACAACGUCGAAAAUCGUAGCUACCACUACUCAGAGAAUAGUUCCAUCCACGAGGUUCCCACCACGAAAUUCGACGACAGCGAGACCCAUUACUCACGCGACAACUAGAAAACCUAUUACCAGUACCAAGAAACCAGUGAUUAGCAGCAGUACGAAGAGGCCGACGAUCGUCAGCACGAAGAAACCGAGCACGCAUACGAAGAGGCCCUCUUCCACCUCGCCGAAACCGUUCGUAAAUUCCACGACGAUCAAACCUCUUCUGACGUCCGUCAAGCAUCGACCAACCUUGGCCACGACCACCGUCUCUUUCUCGUCGACAGAGGCAACUCCUCCAACAUCUAGCAGCACCGAGACCGUGACCGUUCAAAAGUUCACCACCAUCGCGACAACGAGGCCCGCGCAAAAAGUCAAACCCACCAAACCGACCACCACUUCGAAGCCGUCGACGACGAUCGCGAGGCCGAAACCCCCAACCAAGAUCCCCGCGUCUACUUCGAAUCCGGUAUCCAAACCGGUGACGACGACCACCACCGAGAAAACGGGACCCCCGUCGUCGUCCGUCUUCGCCACGUCUUCUGCCAUUACGAAACCCAGGCCAACGGUAGAGUCGAAACCCACGAAACCGUUCGGCAAGCCCACAACCACUUCCUCGACCACCACAUCUUCCCCGACUCUUAGUUCCAUAGUAACGGAUACCAGUUUCACGUCUUCGUUUUCCACCGAUACGGAUGCAACGUCGUCGUACGUGCCCUCGACGAAGCCACCUGUCGUCAAUCAAACGUUGGAGGAAACGUUUCACACCACCUAUCCCCCUGGUCUCGUCACGUGGACCUCGAGCUCGGAUGACACGACUACAAAGAUUCCAGACGUAUUUUCGGCAACCACGCCGCAACUGGAUCAAACCGAAAGCGAUUGGACGCCGAUAACUACUCCAGACGGUUGGAUUAUGAUUCAAUCGCCCACCACGAAAAAACCGCAGACGGUAGAAGAAACGACCGAUAAGCCCAUUCUCGAAUCCACGAUGCAAUCCGCCACGACUUCUGUUAAAUCACCGACAGAAGCAGAUACGGAACAGGUGACAAAAACACCUACUAUCUUAACAACCUUAUCUACAAUUGCAAGCGUGACGAUAGAUACCGAACUUCCGGUACCGAUGGAAACCCUCAACAUGUCGGAUUAUAAGCAAGUGUGCGGAAGAAGAAUGUUCCCGGAAUCGAGAAUUGUCGGUGGUAUUCGUAGCUCGUUCGGGAAAUGGCCCUGGCAAAUCUCGUUACGACAAUGGAGAACGUCGACGUAUCUGCACAAAUGCGGUGCAGCUUUGCUCAACGAAAAUUGGGCCAUAACCGCAGCCCAUUGCGUCGAAAACGUGCCACCUAGCGAUUUAUUGUUAAGGAUCGGCGAACACGAUCUUGCAAACGAAGACGAGCCUUACGGGUAUCAAGAAAGAAGAGUUCAAAUCGUGGCAAGCCACCCGCAAUUCGAUCCUCGCACCUUCGAAUACGAUCUUGCGUUGCUGAGAUUCUACGAGCCUCUAUUGCCAUUUCAACCAAACGUUCUACCCAUUUGUUUGCCCGAUGAUGACGAAACUUACGUUGGUCGUACCGCUUACGUCACUGGCUGGGGUCGACUUUACGACGAGGGCCCAUUGCCGUCUACUCUGCAAGAAGUGGCGGUGCCGGUGAUCAAUAACACGAUGUGCGAAGUUAUGUACAGAAACGCUGGAUACAUCGAGCAUAUUCCCCACAUAUUCAUUUGCGCCGGUUGGAAGAACGGAGGAUUUGAUUCGUGCGAGGGUGACAGUGGAGGACCGAUGGUAAUUCGAAGAGCACGCGAUAAACGAUGGAUCCUUGCCGGAGUUAUCAGCUGGGGAAUUGGAUGCGCCGUGCCCAACCAACCGGGAGUUUAUACGCGUAUCUCCGAGUUUCGAGAGUGGAUAAAUCAAAUUCUUCAAUUCUGAGUUGAAGUUCUGUACGUCCUUUUGAAAUUGAUGCUCGGCGGUGAAAACUGCGCGGCGAGGGGACACGAAAUUUUUAGAAUUCGAUUAAUUUCGAAAGAGAAAUAUAGGUUGAAUAUAGUGAGAAAAGUUUACGCAUGUACAUAAUAUAUUUUAUACAAAUAUUGCAUGCAAAUUUUAGUUUUUCUCAAGGAAAACUUUGCAUGCCAAGUUAAUAAUUAAGAGGAGGAAAGGAUACGAGGCGUUAUACGUACUCGCCUGUAAUAUAUUUUCCAUGAAAUUUUAUCAAACACGAAAUCAAAUGGCAAGACAAACGUUUUGUAUUAAGCGAUAUAUCCUAUUGCUAAUCAGGUGUAAUGGACUUUGGAGUCGAUCGUAUCAAUGGUUCACUGCGUGUAUACGUGCUACGUAAUUUCAAAUGCGAGACUAUGCACGUCAAAGUGAACAAGUAAUGCCAUCUUUCGUUACAAAAUGGAAUCUCGAACGAACAUUGGGUCGACAAAAUAGCGUUCUACGAUAUCAACAAAUAUUAUAUAAUUACGUGUUAUCGAUAAAAUUAUAUCAAUACUUUUGGAUUAUUUUAUUUUUCAUUCUCGUUAUUAUAUCGUUAUCGUUUAUAAUAAUACAAAUCACCAGGAUGAAUCUCAUUCUGAUCGACUGAUGAUAAAGAAAGAAAUUUUUGCAAUAUUCUCAUUUACGAUUGAGAAUUUUUGCAAAAUUAGAUGCAAUUAAAUAUCAUUUUAAUUAUAUUCCUUGUAAGAUAUUCAUUAACAGAUUCAUCAACGAUGAUAAAACGAAUACGAAUUUUAAGGGAUAGACGAAGGAAAUACAUUUAACAGAUUUUUUUUAUCAUUUUUACGUCUUCCAAAUACUUCAAGUAUCAAAAGAUACUUAUAAUCCACGAUAUUGUUGUCAUUCUGUAACGUUACAUUAUUAAGCAGUGGUGAAAUGCUUAAUCUGUAACAAUUAGAAUAAUAUUGUAUUGUAUAAAAGCGCAGAGCGUCGGAAAGAUCAUUUAGAUCUGUUAGAAAAAUAUUAAAGUGCAUACAAGAGAUUAAUAGCCAAUAUGUUAUCCUGUAAUCAUUGCUCAUGAUAUGAAACUUGAUCGAAUUACACAAAGAUUAUUAAUCGUUUUA
Molecule: messenger RNA, 4856 nt
Organism: Apis mellifera (honey bee)
Lineage: Eukaryota; Metazoa; Arthropoda; Insecta; Hymenoptera; Apidae
Gene: Np
Product: serine proteinase stubble
Exons: 11
Coding region: 844-3723 (959 amino acids)
Biological process (GO): proteolysis
Molecular function (GO): serine-type endopeptidase activity
Source: RefSeq, a predicted model, not a curated record